This is a messenger RNA of Biomphalaria glabrata, 3176 nucleotides long. RefSeq names its product nuclear receptor subfamily 2 group E member 1-like. Gene Ontology annotation, biological process: anatomical structure development; regulation of transcription by RNA polymerase II; cell differentiation. Bases 126 to 1364 code for a protein of 412 amino acids. The transcript has 7 exons. NCBI's taxonomy places the organism in Eukaryota, Metazoa, Mollusca, Gastropoda, Planorbidae. Gene Ontology annotation, molecular function: RNA polymerase II cis-regulatory region sequence-specific DNA binding; zinc ion binding; nuclear receptor activity. The record is from RefSeq and is a predicted model, not a curated record.
GGGACAUAUCAGAAGUUGAUUCCGGCUUUCUUGUCUCCUGUUUGAUUCAAGGAAUUGUACUUGAGAAACACAUUUUAUGAAGGCAUCUAUAAACUGUUCAGAAUUUAAUUUUUGGAAUUAAUAGUAUGGGUCGGACCCUACCGGUGCCAGUGUCCUGCGAGGUGUGUGGAGACAAGAGUUACGGCAAGCACUACGGGGUCUACUGCUGUGAUGGCUGUUCCUGUUUCUUCAAGCGCAGCAUCAGAAAGAACAUCACUUACUCCUGCAUAGGCAAAGGAAGCUGUUUGAUAGACAAGGCCAGAAGGAACUGGUGCCCACACUGCAGGCUACAAAAAUGUUUCGCCGUCAAUAUGAACAGAAAUGCUGUGCAGGAAGAAAGAGGGCCACGAAAAAACAAAGGCACCAAGAAAAAUACAGCCGCGAGGCGAAACAUACUGCUCCCUGCCUCUCCGGCGCCCUCCUCAAGCAGUGUGGCUCCAUUCGCCCCUCUCGGAGUCGGAAGCUACAUCACCCACUCGAUGACUUCUCCCCUGGCUUGGGGAUCUUACCUGAGUGCUUUCAGACCUGUGCCGCCCAAACCACAAGGGAUGUUGCCCUGGCAACCAGGCAGCAGCUUUCCCGGCUUUCUGCUAGGCGAGAUGUCUGGCGACGUCAUCAAACUUCCGGUAACUGCACCAGAACUGUUGCACGUCCAGGAUCCAGGGGACGCCGAACAGUUCUUCAAGUCGACUCUACAGCAGAUUUUGUUGGCCACAUUUCGGCGGGCGCAGUACAACCAACUUUUCCGGCUCCUUCAUCCGCACGAUCAGAUAGUUCUGCUGGAACUGCGGUGGGCGGAGCUAUUCAUCCUGACUGCUUCGUAUUGGCCGGUGGACGUUGCCAAGUUGAUCAAUAAACUCAGAGACAAAAGUGGAUCUAAGAAACAAGGUCUCGCAGACUUCAGAGUGAACGAAGAUCUCCAGAGAGUUAUUGCGUCUUGGCAAGCUGCUCAAGCAGACUUGACAGAGUUGUCGAUACUGGAAACAAUUGUUCUAUUACGAUACGAGCAGAAAGAUCGUUUGUUAGAGGCAAAGCGUGUUGACCUCUUUCAAGACCAGUCCCAGUUAGCCUUGUUCCACUACUGCAGCUAUAGCCAGCAGCAGCAUCUACUACAGCAUCGUCAGGCGGCCAUCGGCGCUCUGGGUCGGAGCUUCCAUCACCAGCAGAUGUCGGGCAGCGCGUGCGGAUGUGGCGCGUGCGGCCAGCGCUUCGGUAAACUUCUGCUUCUCCUGCCGCUUCUUUCCACGGUCAGCGGGUCGGAUCUGGAACGGGACAUGUUCCUGGAUACCAACAUCAGACGUCUGAUCAAAUCGGUGUUUACUUAGCUGAUCCAAUGGAGAGUGUAAGCCCGUCUAACUAGCGGUGAUAUCUUAGGUGAGAAAUGACUGAAAACAUUGACAACUAUCAGAGUAACCAAUGUCGUCUAUUCGCCAUCCUGUCCCUUGGUAAAUCGAAGAACUCCAACAAACUGUCCAGGCGCCCUUUAAAUAGACAUAAUAUUGUUUUACAAUUAGUGUAUAUAAAGCUAGAUGAUUGUUAAGCACACGCAAAAAAAAAUUACUAGAUCUAAAUCUACACCUCAUCCAGAGUGUGUGGAGUGCUUGUGUGUGGUUGGUGUGGCCGAGUAGACAAAAAGCAGGUGAGCUGUUAUUAUUAGUGAAUUUAGUGUGUAUUUCCAAUAACUGCGUAAUUGCCCUAAGAGUUAUGUGGAAGACUCUUUGGGCCCUUGGAAGCUCAUCAUGUAUUCUAUCGGUAAGGGUUCCUAGCAGAUGUAUAUCUGUUACAUUCCUAUUAUCGAUAGCUUGUAUCUGGGUUCCUACCAGAUGUCUAUCUGUUACAUUCCUAUUAUCGAUGGCUUGUAUCUGGUUAGACGCGAGGCAAGUGAAACUCUCCUAUAUUCUUUUUCUGUAGCACAUCAGCCGUGUGGGUGUCUGCCAUAAAAGGGCCCUUUGAGGAACUGUGUGUGAAUAAUGGAUAGUGACAUAGUUGUUGGGGCCUUUUAUCCAUCCCCAUCAUUGCAAUGGACUCGGUCCUCUGACACCCACAAUGUGGGGUUCUGCUUUGCUUCCCUAUUGCCCUAAUCAUCUCCUCUAACGACCGAUUUCAUCAGGGUACCAUGUUGAGUCGGAGAAGCGUUGCCCGCGCCACUAACUAAACUGUGUGGAAAAAACCUUUUAUUUUGCCACCAUUCCCCAACCCCAACUUUCUUAUCAAGUUAGGCAUUUUCAUGAGUUGCCCAUGCCGUUCUAUCCAACCCCAACUUUCUUAUUAAGUUAGACAUUUUCAUGAGUUGCCCAUGCCGUUCUACCCAACCCCAACUUUCUUAUCAAGUUAGGCAUUUUCAUGAGUUGCCCAUGCCGUUCUAUCCAACCCCAACUUUCUUAUUAAGUUAGACAUUUUCAUGAGUUGCCCAUGCCGUUCUAUCCAACCCCAACUUUCUUAUCAAGUUAGGCAUUUUCAUGAGUUGCCCAUGCCGUUCUAUCCAACCCCAACUUUCUUAUUAAGUUAGACAUUUUCAUGAGUUGCCCAUGCCGUUCUAUCCAACCCCAACUUUCUUAUCAAGUUAGGCAUUUUCAUGAGUUGCCCAUGCCGUUCUACCCAACCCCAACUUUCUUAUCAUGUUAGGCAUUUUCAUGAGUUGCCCAUGCCGUUCUACCCAACCCCAACUUUCUUAUCAUGUUAGGCAUUUUCAUGAGUUGCCCAUGCCGUUCUAUUCGUGUUUGUUGUAACGGGCAAAAGUUUCUAUUUCACUACGAGCCAUGUGUAGUACACUGUUUGAAAGAUAGUGAUAUAGCUGUCGCGUACAAUUAUUUUGGUCUAAUGAAAAGCAUGUGUAAGUCAUAAGUCAAACAUUUAUGUCAUUGGAAACUGAAAAAACAUUUUUCGCCCAUUUGGUAUAAACGCGUUGGAUGCGCACUGGUUCGGUGUGCACCUGCUUGGUGCGAACUGUUGGAGGUGCGUUAUUUCAUUCACCUUUAUUUCGGCCAGGUCCACCACCUCGAAUUUUGUUGUUCGUGUUUAUAUUAAAGUUAGUAACAAAGCCAAUGUAAUAAUAUGAUUAAAUAUCUAUAUUCGUGGACAAACAAUUCUACUUCCAUAAAUGCCAGUAUGUAAAUAUACUCGAUCUGGAGAUUGUU